This is a messenger RNA of Pollicipes pollicipes, 1969 nucleotides long. Its product is annotated as facilitated trehalose transporter Tret1-2 homolog. Gene Ontology annotation, cellular component: membrane. Gene Ontology annotation, biological process: transmembrane transport. The record is from RefSeq and is a predicted model, not a curated record. Lineage: Eukaryota; Metazoa; Arthropoda; Thecostraca; Pollicipedomorpha; Pollicipedidae. Gene Ontology annotation, molecular function: transmembrane transporter activity.
CGGAGCGGCGGGAUGGUGCGGCACCCAGACCAGCGGUGUGGUCGGACGUGCGAGGAAGCGCCGACCGUGCUCACCAGACUGACGGCUGAGACCAUGGGCGCUCAGCAGCUGACAGCGCUGGAGGAGAAGCAACGCGAGGCCGGCGAACCCCUUCCGGCCAGUCGCGAGCGCUGGGGAGCACAGAUGCUCGCGGCCUUCGCCUCGUCCAUGACGACGGCCCAGCAUGUGGCAUCCGGCUGCUUCGGCGCGCUGGCCGUUGACCACAUCCAGCAGGGUCACGGCACGCUGCCCGCCACCGACGCCCAGCUCACCUUCUUCUUGACGUCAUACUUUCUGGGCCUGCUGGUGGGCUCGCUGGCCUCGGGCAGCCUGGGCCACCGGUUCGGCUCGAGGAACACCAUGCUGUUCAGCCUGCCGACCUGCCUGCUGGCCUGGGUCACCAUGGCCUUGGCGCCGUCCGUGCACGUCAUGGUCGCUGGUCGCAUGUUGAGCGGCUUCGGCGUAUCAAUGGGCCUCUCGUGCAACAUGCUCUUCAUCUCUGCCACAAGCAGCCCCAAGUACCGCGGCCUGCUCAGCAACAUUCCAGAAUUCGUGCUGACGAUCUCCAUCAUCCUCACCUUCUUGGCGGGCAAGUUCCUCGUGUGGCGGCACUGCGCCCUGAUAAUCGGAAUCAGCAUGAACGUGUUAUCGGCCGGCUUGCUUGGCGUUCUGCCGUCGGACCCACUCUGGCUGCUGGGCCAGGGACGGCUGGAGGCGGCGCGCCAAUCUCUGCUCUUCUACCGCGGCCCGGACGCCGACACCAGCCAGCUGAAGGCGCGCGCCGCCGCCGAGGCCGAGACCGACCGGUGCGCGCCGCCGGCGUCGACGCUCGAGAAGCUGCGCUCGCUGCGCCUGCGCGAGAACCUGACUCCUGUGCUGCUGAUGGCCGCGCAGAUCGUCGCCUUCGUUUGGAUGGGCGCGGCCGUGAUCCAGAACUACGCCGUCGUCUUCAUCCGGCGCGUCGGCAUCACGAUGGACCCGUUCACGCUGGCGAUGGUGAUGUCAGCCAGCCGACUGCCGAUGGCCAUGAUCAGCUCGCUGCUGGUGGAUCGCUGCGGGCGUCGACCGCUGCUGAUGGUCUCGUCGCUCGGCAUGAUCGCAUGCCACAUGCUCAUGGCUGCCUACUUCCUGGUGCCGGCGUUGGCCGCCAGCUCUGUCUUGCCUAUCGUCUGCGUGUUCGGCGCCAUGAAUUUCUUCUCGCUGGGCAACGGCCCAAUCACCUGGGUGCUGAUUGGCGAGCUGCUGCCCACGCCGUUGCGAGAGCUGUGCGGCGGUUGGCUCACAAGCUUUUACGCAAUGUUAACGGUGGCGCAGCUGCAAUCAUUCCCGGCGCUGCUCGCCACGCUCGGCGAGGCUGGCGUUUUCCUCUUCUGGGCGGUGGUAGCGGUCGUGCACCUGGCGUAUGUACUGCUGCUGCUUCCCGAGACGAGCGGACUCAGCACGCAGCAGAUCGAGCAGCUGUUCGUCUCGCGUCCGCUGGUGGACAUGUCGCGGCUGGUGGCGCGCGUGGUCCGCCUGCCCAUUCGCCCGCUCGGUGACGAACUGCAGUCGCCGAACGAGGUCUGAGCGGCACUGGGCCAGCGUGCGGCGCCGGUCGGCCAGCUGCCCUCCCCGGCAGCCGGCCGCCGCCGGCGUGGGGGAAAGCACACACUACGCUUAGCGAAUCGAGGCUGUUGAUCAAGGCUUGUCAUGUCAUGUUGGUCGUGCCGCCUGUAGAGGCACCUCGGCGCGCCGCCGUCCCUGGGAACGGCGGCGUGGAUGUCACGUCAGAUGAUUGUAUUAGAAUGAGUGUUGUGUGAGUGUAAGCCCAGAAGAAACAGCGAAACGCAAAAGUGCAAUGCUUCAGUGUGCUGCUUUCAACUAAUUGCUUCAGCUGCAAUGACAAAGAUACUGUCAGGAGUGAAUUGGGUAAAUAAACAUAUCUAUAACA